Molecule: messenger RNA, 3198 nt
Organism: Acipenser ruthenus (sterlet)
Lineage: Eukaryota; Metazoa; Chordata; Actinopteri; Acipenseriformes; Acipenseridae
Product: SH2 domain-containing adapter protein F-like
Exons: 7
Coding region: 330-1757 (475 amino acids)
Molecular function (GO): phosphotyrosine residue binding
Source: RefSeq, a predicted model, not a curated record
GGAUGUCUCCAGGUAGGUAGGGGAGGGAAGCUGGCUGGCUGACUAACCCAUUAGCUGUGCAGUUGCUCCCAUAUUGCUUAGCGGAGCUCCAGCACAGAGUAAUCCAGCUGUCAGUGCGAGUAAGUGAGGCAGGAGAACUCGGAGUGUGUCGGCAGUGUGCACUCCCGGUGGGUACCACAAGGCCGGAGCUGGACUACAAGAUACACGAGCAGCAUUUGGAAAGAACUGCGGACACAUACGCACGCAUUUUCAAGAACAACAGGGAAGGAAAAGUCGUACGAGAUUAAAAAAAAAAAAAAAAAAACACUUGAGAGCAAUGCGCUGGCAGCAUGGCCAAAUGGUUCAAGGAACACCUAGGAUUCAAAAGCACCAAAGCGCCCCCUCCUGCUCCCCCGAAACCGGACUACAGACACUGCCACCCGGCAGCGCCCGGCACGCCCGGCACGCCCGCAUACCAUCAACAACAGCUCAGCGUUGGGGCGACUGCCCUGUACCUGAGCGCCGCGCAGCCAGAUAUUCUCGCCGCCUACAGGCUUCAGAAGGAGCGGGACUUCGAGGACCCUUAUACAGGCAGCGGCUCGUUUCCUGGACGCUCGGGUUCCACCGGAUCACCAGAUAUCAAAUAUGUUUCUCCCAAGCACCGGCUUAUCAAGGUGGAAUCGAUCGAGAAAUGCAACCCAAAUCCAGUCAGUGCCAACAGCUCAACCCCCGCCGCUUCCGCUGGGAACGUGAAAUCGCCCACUUCACCUCCCGCAGAACAGGAACACAAACACGAGAAGCCUGUUAUCCUAGAAGACUAUGCCGACCCCUUUGAUGCCAAACAGACCAGUGGGACCCAGGCAGCUCCAGAGCAGGUGAUGGAAAAUGAUGGCUACAUGGAGCCUUAUGAGGCCCAGAAAAUGAUGGCUGAAAUACGUGGGGGGCGAGGUGCGAAGGAAGGACUGACAAAGCCACUGCACCUCUAUGACACCCCCUAUGAGCCAGUGGAGAACGGGAGCGACUCGGACCCAGAACGAGGGACCCGCCCCCCCAGGGAGAGCCGUCUGCCCCAGGACGAUGAGCGGCCCCCUGAAGAGUACGACCAGCCCUGGGAGUGGAAGAAGGACCGCAUUUCCAAGGCAUUUGCAGUAGAGAUUAAAGUGAUCAAGGACCUGCCCUGGCCCCCUCCAGUGGGCCAGCUCAAUAGCAGCCCCCCCACAGAGGAGGGAGGGGAAGCCCCCUCGCUGCCAGAGGCACCCCCAGUACCCUCUUGCCAGACUGCUUCCGAAGAACAUAACGUCCAGUUCGAUGGUGCUGAGAAAUCACGUAUGUCGCCCACCAAGGAGGGCAAGGCACGGCCCCCCCAGUGCCACUCAAGUGGGAGCUUGUCAGGCGUGAAGCUUGGCUCCCUAGACCACAGCGCCUCCCUGGGGGAGAGGAUUGAUCCUACCCUGCCCCUCGAGAACCAGUUCUGGUACCAUGGCACCAUCAGCAGGACGGAUGCAGAGAACCUCUUGCGCCUGUGCAAAGAGGCCAGCUACCUGGUGAGGAACAGCGAGACCAGCAAGAACGACUACUCCCUCUCACUUAAGAGUAGCCAGGGCUUCAUGCAUAUGAAACUUUCCCGUACCAAAGAGAACAAGUACAUCCUGGGCCAGAACAGCUCCCCCUUCAACAGCGUGCCAGAGGUCAUCCACUUCUACACCAGCCGCAAGCUGCCCAUCAAAGGGGCAGAGCACAUGUCUCUGCUCUACCCUGUUGCCAUCAGGACGCUAUAGUGUAGCCACUGGGAGCAGCACUGGACAGAAAGCAAAUCUGCCACUAGGGCCUCCUCCCAACAUCACAAAGGUCAUCUCAUCUAGGACUAUUUAGAUCUGCAGAGUGGAUGCAAAUGUGUGCUUGUAAGUGUGUGCAUAAAUUAUUAAUAAUAGAAUUAAGCACUUGGCUAUUGGAAUUCUGGUUGGUUCUAAAAUCUGGUGAGUUAAUAGUAGAACUUGGGGGUGGCUUCUGUUUCAGUCCCAUCAUUGCAUGUAAUCCUCUUGAAUCACCAGUAGGAGCUGCUGUGCAUUCUGUGGUCCGGUGACCUGUCUAUUUUAUAUGUAUUAAUGAGACCCUCUUUGUUUAACACUGUCCUUCUUUGAAAUCAACUGUUGAAGUCUUUCUAAACGAGUCUCUGCAAGGUCUAAAAAGAAGCCCCCAAAGGUACUGCAGGUACUAUUCCCCAUCUGCGCAGUGACCAAAGAAGAUCCAAGAAUAACCUGUGCUGUAAUAAAAGCCUUUCUUGGGCUAAUGGUCUGAUCCUCAAAUGAAAUCCUUUAUAUACUGUUGUAAGCAGCCUGUUAUUCCAGGAUCUCCCAUGCAGUUUCAUUUUAUUAUUUUAUUACAAAGUUAUAAAAAGCUCCCCAGCUCAUUAUGGCUUAAACUGUGUUUCCACAGCUCAGCCUUACUGUGCUCUGUGCACUCUCACCCCUGUAGAGCACCAAAAAACUUCUCAUGGAACUAAAAUCUAUUUGAAGUUCAACAUCAAAGCUGAUCGAUAUAGUUUAGCAAUUUUAGACAGUUACACAUACUGUAGACCCCCCCCCCCCCCCCAAUAAGCUCUGCUUAUCUGUGUGUCCAGUCAAUAGGUAAUGAAAUGGGGCAUAUUUUUGCUUUGCUUUGAGGCCACAUUUAUAUCACAGUUUACAUUUCUCAGGAUGGAUUUCCAAGGGUUUGGCUUGUGUGUAGACUGUUUGUUUUUAUUUUUCCAUUUGGGGGGGACUGUAUGAAUUUCUCUCCUAAAUGACAUCGGGGCUGUAGUAUAAUUUAAAAAAUCCAGUGAUCAGAAAGACAGUGUUGCUGUGGUACUGUGUUGUUGUGCAUAGUAAUAGAUAACCACCCUCUGGUACUGUAAACUGUAAUUGGGGAAAACCCAUGGUUCUGAAGAUACAACUUGUUAUGAACACAGUCUGUCCCCAAGAGUAAUAACUGACUUCUCCGUGUAACAAGUGGAAUACCAAGUAUUUCCAUCAGCUACACUUUUUGAAAACUCAAAAACCAUUGACAUAACCUAGUUGAUUUACUUAUUGCUUAUAUAACUUGUGGAAACGUUUAUUUUUUUAAUGCAGUGGUGUGGGAUACAGUAUUACAGAACUAGUUUUUCUUCUGAGGUAUGGGUGUAUUUAAAGAAUUAAAGAACAAUGUGUUAUGUUUUAUUUUAUAAUAAAUUAUGUACAUAUA